AUGGCUACUGCGAGAGAUAAUUCCAAGCCCUACAUACCUAUUGCCGGUGGCGCAGAUGAUGGCUGGUCAAAAGAAGGCGAGGCGACUGCCACAUGCUACUGUGGUGCGGUCCAGUUGGCCUUUCCAACACAAGGCCCAGGCCUAAUCGACACAUUCACCUGCCAUUGCGCAGACUGCCGAAAAAUCACCGCAUCCAUGUUCGCGACCAAUUUCAUUGUGGCAGACACACAUCUAAAACACCUACGUGGCCAAGAAACCCUCAAAUCAUUCAGCCAGUCGAAAACCAUAGCCUCCGGCAAGGCAAUGACAAAUUGUUUCUGUUCCACAUGUGGAUCGCUCAUGUACCGCAUCAGUGAAGUGUUCCCAGGACAUAGUAUCCUGCGUACCGGAACAGUGGACGAUUUUACCCUACAUGAAACCAAAUUGAAGCCCAGGUUUGAGCUAUAUACCAAGGACCGAGUGGGAUGGCUUCGGGGUGCAACUGAUGUGGAGCAGGUCAAUGGAUCGGCUUAUACUCCAAAGGGACCUGGUCUUUCUGGACUCUGA
This is a messenger RNA of Penicillium canescens, 546 nucleotides long. Its product is annotated as GFA family protein. Lineage: Eukaryota; Fungi; Ascomycota; Eurotiomycetes; Eurotiales; Aspergillaceae. The coding region runs from base 1 to 546 and encodes 181 amino acids. Gene Ontology annotation, molecular function: carbon-sulfur lyase activity. The transcript is spliced from 2 exons. The record is from RefSeq and is a predicted model, not a curated record.